Molecule: messenger RNA, 8297 nt
Organism: Prorocentrum cordatum
Lineage: Eukaryota; Dinophyceae; Prorocentrales; Prorocentraceae
Source: the annotation of a GenBank genome assembly
AUGCCAGUUUCGCUGCACGCCUGCGCGCUGGCCGGAGGCGCGCAGUGCGCCUGCAGCCGCUCCCUCGACGACGACGUCUUCGCCGUGCUCAUUCGCGUCCUCGUGAGGACGCCGAGGCGGCGAGGUCCGGGGUCGCGCCCAGUGCCGUUGGAGCCCUCAGAACGACCAGAGUGGGCCCAGAACAUGGCGCUGCGGUGGGGCGAAUUGCGGGAGGCCGAUGACUUCGCUGACACGGCCCACAGACGCCUUCUGCUGCUCAAGAGGGCAAUUGCGAGCGUCAGCCUGGAGAUGAACACGUCCGCGCAGCACGCGGCAGCAGCGACGGCCUCGGACCGCCUUGGCUGCGCCAUCCGCUGUCUACGAGCGGUAGAGGAGGGCAGAUGGCUGGCCGCGCAGCGGGCGGUCGACGAGUUCCCAGAGCUCAUCGACCAACACAGGCUGCAGGCUGCUUUCGCCGGCAACGGGGAGGCCCAGCGGGCGCUCAGGGACAGGGCGGUGCAGCUGGACAAGGAAGACAUCCACCAGGAACUCCGCGACCUCGAGUCGGCGUCGCCAGGGCUGCCCCCGGAAGUCGCGGCGGCGCGUCGCGAGACGGUGGCUGACAAGAUUCGGCGCCUGAAGCCCGGGUCUGGGUCGCACCUGACCGCAAUCAAGGGGCCUGACGGGAACGUGUCAACAGAUCCAGAAGCAAUCGCGCAGGAAUUGGCCAGGCACUGGAGCGGCGUCUUCGCGGAGAGGGGCGUUGAUGACGCCAGGCUGACAGCGUGGCUUCAGGAGAGCGGCGCCCGCGGCGACACAAGCUUGCCAUCCCAUCCCGGCCAGUGGAGUGUCCGGCGGCAGGACGUCCACACCGCGCUGCAGCAGGCGCGGGCCACGUCGCCGGGGCCAGACGGCAUCAGCGCCAUCCUUUGGAGACGUCUGGGCGCGUUGGCAGAAGAUGUGCUUUUUGAUGCAGCCUGCUCGUUGUCAUCCUCGUCAGCACCAGCCGACCUGCAGGCAGCGUACGCAGACGAACUCGACGAUCACGCCGGCGCAAGAGAGCACAGUUUUAACCUCGGGCUCCUCUGCUGCGUUCCGAAGAAGGCGGUGGAGCUCCACCCGACUUUCGGGGAAGUCUACACAGCCGAAGGAACUCGUCCGCUAUCUCUCGUCGACACAUCGAACAGAAUCAUGGCUGGCGCCUACAAGCAACGAUGGGAGGGCCCCCUUGGGCAAUGGGUCUCCUCGGUGCAGAGGGGGUUCCUACCUUGGCGCUCAAUGCUGGCCAACGUGGUGGAGCUGGAGCACGACGCCAUGCUGACGGCGACCCAGAAGCAGCGCGGCAUGAUCCUCCUGGUGGACUUCAAGGCUGCCUUCCCCUCGGUAUCUCACCGCUUCCUGCGCAGGUGCCUGGAAGGCUUUGGCAUGCCUGGUGAGGCCCUGCGGGUCCUGGACGCGCUAUACGACCAGGGGCGGUGUAAGGUUGCAGUUGGCGGCGCCCGAUGGCCCGGGUUUUCUUUGCGCUCCGGCAUAAGACAAGGAUGCCCGCUAUCGCCGCAAGUGUUCGCGACCGCCAUGGACCUGUUGCUCCGGGUGCUGACCUCCCGCCUCGGGCCCGCGGCGACGAUUCGAGCUUUUGCGGACGACGUCGGUAUUAUCUUGACAGACAUCGAGACGCAGUUGCCCAUCUUGGAACUGGCGCUCCGCGAGUUCGGCCAGCUGUCCGGCAUGGAGGUGGACCUGCCCAAGACAGUCGGCAUCCCGCUAUGGGGCGGCACGAUGGAGGAGGCCGCAGCAACUGUCGCCCAGGCGUGCCCUUCAUGGAGCCAACUUCCGCUGAGACGGGCCGCCGUGUAUCUCGGAUGCGCAGUCGGGCCGGGCAAGGGGGACGUCAUGUGGAGCACUGCCUUGAAUAAGUUUCGAGAACGUGUGGGUGGAUGGCAAUGGAGCGACAUGGGGCUGCACUUCGCGGCGGCCGCCUACAACUCCUACGCGCUUCCAGUCCUGUCGUUCCUCGUGCAAGUGGCGGCGCCAACUGAUGACGUGCUGGCAGCUGAGUCGUGGGCACUGCGGAGGGCCGCGCCGGGGCCCGGCAACUGGGCGAUGCCCGAAGACCACUGGGGCUUGAAGGAGAAUUACGGAAUGCCGCGAUCUUUCGGCUCCCUGCAAGACUUGACGAAAGCAGCCCAGCUCCGGGUCUUCCACUGCGAGAACUCGGCCCACGGAGGGCUGCAGCUCGAGGUGAGAGCUGCGCAGCUCCGCACAGCGGCGGCGCUCUCGCGGUUCCCGGAGCGCUUCCUGCUAUGGGCAACGUGGUUUUCGACAGCCAUCCCGGCCGCACUGUGUCGGAACGCCGACGAGCUGCGGGCCCAGAGCAUCACGACAGCCAAGGUCGAGGCAGCUGCAGCAGAGGGCGGACGGACGUUCCAAGCGGCCGCGCGCGAGCUGAUCGCAGCGAAGGCGCGGAGAGAUCCGCAUUUCCGGAUUCGCCACAAAUUCGAGAGGUGGCAGCUGCCUGGGGCGCCGCGGACAGCGGCGACCCGCUUCGAACACAACCUUCAAAGACUGCGCGGACUGGUCCCUCCCCGAGUGGUUGCUGCAGUGUUCAGCACUGGGUGGAACAGAUGGUGCACAGCACGACGUUUCCAACGACGAGCGGCAACCAGCAACUUCUGCAAGCUGGGCUGCGGCGGCGUGGCAGAGGACAGCAUCGAACACUACACGCGCUGCCGCGCCGUGCGCCGCUUCCACGCCACGUCCAUGCGCAUCGACGCAGAUUGGUUAUUGCCGCACUGGCUGGUUGUGCACCACACGCAGCGCAGCGACGUGGACUUGGUGCUCGGCGCGCUCAGGGCCUACGCAGUGUACAGAGCUACCAAUGCCGCGCGGGCGCUCGGCGGUAUGACCGCCGAGGGCGCCGCGAGGGCUCUGCAGCAGGCCCUGCGGGACGCGGUGGCUGGACACCGCGGCGCGGAGCGCGUGCUCCGAGGCUGUGCCGACCUGCUGGUCGGGGCCUGCAGGUCCAUCCGCGGCUGUGGAGGCCCCAGGUUGUCUGAGGCGCUGGUGUCCCGCCAGGGGAGCUUCGCUGGCCUGCCAGGCGCUUCGCCCCUCGGAGCGUCCUCGUCCACGCCGGCGGCACCACCGUGCGCCGGCGGCGACGCCGCCUCCCCGGCAGCCUCGCCGCUGCAGGGCGCGGCGGCGCACCUGGCGGCAGAGGCCCCCCGUCCCGUGCGGUGCGCCGCGCCGGUGCUUCAGAGGCAGGCCGUGGGUUUGGUCAUGUGGUGGGUGGGCUGGGUCCAGGAGUGCUUCAUGCAGUGGGCGCACCGGAUACGUGCCCGCUGCCUCCGGGUCAAGCCUUUGGCGCUCCGUGCCCGACAUCGGCCGGGGGGCCCGGCCGCGGCAUGUGGCACGAGAAUGAGCGGCAAUUGGUACGUCGGCCAGAAGGUAGAGUACUGGAGCCCCUCGUACAAUGAGUGGAUCGAGUGCCAGAUCUCGGCCGUGAAGCCCGAGGGCCUGAAGCUGCAGCACCUGGACGGCUCCAACCUCAAGGAGUCGGCCGAUCCAAGCAGGGUGCGGCCGAAGGAAGACAAGCCCAAGGCCAGCGCUGCCUCCAGCCCGCCCCCGCUGCCCUCCAGCGGCGCCGCCGCCGCUGGCGGCGGCGCCGCGCGACGGGCCUCGCAGGGCGGCAGGCCGCCCCCGGGCGCCGCUGGCGCGUCGCAGCGCUCCGCCUCGCCCGCCGCCGCCUUGGGCUCGCCGCCGGCCCAGCGCCGGCCGUCCUCCCGCGGCGCCCUCAGCGUCGGAGGCGCGGCGGUGGUCGCCGGCGGCGCUGGAGGCGCGGGGUUGCGCCAGCUGUCGCCGGGGCCCGCGGCCAAGGCUGCCGGGCCCGCAGCCGCCGGAGGCGGCUCGGCGCCCUCGUCGGCGCGGGGGCGGCCGCCCGGCGCGGGGCAGCCCGGGCGGCCGCUGCAGCAGGCGCCGGGGCAGCCAGGCGAGGCGCAGGCGCUGUACGCGGGCGACCGCGUGCGGCUAAAGGGCGGGCGGCUUGGCCAGGUCAUGUACGUUGGGCCGGCCAACUUUGCAGGCGGCAGCGUCGUUGUCGGCAUUAAGUUGGACGACAGGAAGCCUGGCUCUGACUGCGACGGGAAGGUCCAGGGUGAGCGCUACUUCCGCUGCAGCGCCGGGCUGGGGACGUACGAGCCCAGGGGCGAGGUCGAGCUGGUGCCGCCCGAGCUCGCGGACGAUGACGUCAGGCAGCUUGCGUUUGUGCAGGCUCCCGAUGCAGAAUCCUUCGACUUGGAGACAGAAUUGCAGCAGCUGGCAGGUCUCAAGGAGGUAAAGGACAGCAUCAAACACAUCCGCAACUUCGUCGAGGUCCAGCGCAGGCGCAGCAACGUUGUUGGCGGCGGCAGCUUCGGCAAGGCGCUGCACUUCGCGCUCGCCGAGGGCUCCUCUGGCUGCGGCAUCACCACGGCGUGUCGGCUCCUCGGCGGCAUGCUGCUGAAGCUUGGGGUCCUCAGCAAGGGUCACGUGGUGGAGGUCACCAAGAGGGACCUCCUCACGGGCGCGAGCAGCAGUGAGGUGGAGCCGAGGCUCAAGAAGAUGGUGGCGGCGGCCAGCGGGGGCGUGCUGCUCCUGCGGGAGGUGGACGCGCUGGGCGACGUCGGCGAUCGGCACGCCCAGGAGGCGCUGCAGGCCAUCUGCAGGCUCUUCGAGGACCCGUCGGGCCAGGCCGCGUGGCCGCAGCCGGUGUGCGUCGCGCUCGCAGGGAAGCGCAGCGAGCUCCAGAAGUGUUUUUCCGACCAGCCGCCACUGGCGGAGGCAGUCUAUGCACGCCUGGACUUCGUCGAUCUCACCCCCGACGAGGUCGCCCUCGUGCUGCGAAAGCUUGUGCGAGAGAGCAAGUUCCAGCUCUCCGAGGAGUUGUCUUCCGAUGACAGACUGUCUGCGCUCGUGCGCCGGCGCGCGCUUGUCCACGGCGGCGCAGCGGCGCCGAAGAACACGCGCCUGGCCCGUGCCAUGCUCGAGGAGGCGAUGGCGCGGCACACCGACCGCGUCUAUGCGGCGGGGAUCAUGACGUACGAAGGGCUGACCACCCUCUGCGAGGACGACUUCGAGGACCGGAGCAGCGGGGAGAACGAGGCCGCCCAGGCGGCCCUCAAGAAGCUGGGCGGCAUCGUGGGCCUGAAGCCCGUGAAGGAGUUCGUGCACUCGCUCCACGCCCAGCUGCAGCUGCAGCAGCAGAAGCGGGAGCUCGGCAUCGCUAUGAACGGCGCCUCGUCCACGCUCCACAUGGUCUUCACUGGGAACCCUGGCACCGGCAAGACUACCAUAGCGAGGGUGGUGGCAGAUCUGUUGCGGGCGCUCGGGCUGCUGCGCACCGGGCACCUCGUCGAAGCAGACCGCUCUGCACUCGUGGCAGGCUACAGUGGGCAAACGGCGAUCAAGACCAAGGCCGUUGUCGAGAGCGCGCUCGGCGGCGUUCUCUUUGUCGACGAGGCCUACGCUCUGAUCGGGGACGAGGGCAAGGACUCGUUCGGCCGCGAGGCACUGGACACUCUCAUCAAGCUGGUCGAGGACUUCCGCUCCGACCUGGUGGUGAUCUUGGCCGGGUACAGCGCAGAGAUGGACAAGCUCCUGGAGACGAACCCGGGGCUGCGGAGCAGGUUCCCCACGCUGCUGGAGUUCGACGACUACAGCGGGGAGGAGCUCCUGGAGAUCGCCGAGCAGAUGCUCCGGCAGGACGUGCUGGUCCUGUCCGAGAGCGCCGCGCAGAGGCUCAGGUCCGUGCUGCAGGUGGUGGCCGCGAAGUCCGGGGGGCGCGAUGCCCGCGCGGCGGGCAACGGCCGCGCGGUGCGGAACAUCCUCGAGAGGGCGAAGCGGAGCCAGGCGGUCCGCCUUCAGCGCCAGGGCGGCAGGCGGACGCAGGAGGAGCUCUGCAUGCUCCUGCCCGAGGACUUCGAGGGCGCUGGGACGAGACAAUUGCUGGAGGAGUUGUGCAGCAUCCGCGCGCACAACAUGCGCUUCUUCACGGGCCGGCAACAGGGCAUCAUGUCGGCGAACUGGAAGCAGUUUUUCCGUGACACGGGCCAUGCCGCCGCCGCGAGGUCCACGCCCCACGCGAGGAGGUCGCCCUCGAGGCCGCGGCCCUCGAAGUCGCCGCCGCCCAGCGGUGGCGGCCCCGCUGGCUUCGCGAGCGCUCCCGCGGCGGCGACAACAGAGGGCGCGCCGUGCAGGAGGCCGCGGCCGCCCCAGGAGCUGCCCUCGCUCGGCGCGGCACGCCUGCCCGGCGAGGCGCCGGAGGCGCGCCGCGCGACGUCGUCCUCGUCGAGGACCCGCGCGCCCCGGCAGCGCGCGCGCACGGGCGCGCCGCCCCCCGUCUUCCGCCGCACGCGCUUCAGCAACCGCAGCGGGCGGAGCACCUGGUCGUCCAGCGCGGCCUCCGUGGCCACGCUCGGCUCGGCGUCGCCCUCGCCCGCGGGCGGCCGCGACGCCAGCCGCGGUGCCGCGCGCGCGGCGGCGGCAGCCUCGCAGCAGGCGCCGAGGCGGGACCGCAGCCUGCACGAGCCGCCGCCGAGCCUCGGCGACGCGCCGCCCGGCGGGAGCCCGGCGCCGCCGUCGGCCACGAGGUCGGCGUCGCGGACCGCCGGUGCGGAGGUUCAGCGUCGGACAGCUGCUGACCACCUUCCACAGAAGGCUUCACUACAGGCUCAGAGGCUGAGCCUGCGCGAGCUGGGCGAGGAGUUCCGGCGGUGCCUGGAGGAGCGCGGCACCGCGCCCCGCGACGGCCUGCCCGGCGGGCCGCCGAGGCGGCCGGCCACGGAGGAGGCCUCCUCCGCCACCGCGGCGAGGCCAGCGAGCCGCGAAGAGCGGAUGAGGGAGGUCGCAGAGUCGCUGGGCGUGCCGCUGAAAGCCGUGCGCUCCGCGCACGCGCUGUUCCAGGAGUACGCGGGGGACGCGGCGGCCGCCGUUGCGGGCGACCUCCGCGGGGGCCGCGCCGUUGGCGCGGCCCCGGGCGGCGGCGAGCUCGGCCGGGCGCAGUUCGAGCUGCUGGUCGAGGAGCUGUCGGACAUGCAGCCGGACCCCCGGCGCAUCGCGGAGCUGAGGGAAGCGUUCAACCAGGCGGACGCGGAGGACAGCGGUUCGAUCUCCUUCGACCAGUUCGCAGUGCUGCUGUGCAAGCACAGCUUCUCCGAGUUCAUGAUCGUCGACCGCAUCUGCGAGCGUGAGCAGAACCGCAAGCUGGCCAGGGAGUCGGGCAUGACACUCGUGGAGGUGGAAGAUCUGCGGCUGGAUUACAGGAAGUACGACGAAAACGGCGAUGGCACGAUCGACAAGGAGGAGUUCAAACUCUUGUUGCAGGACAGGCUCAAGGUGAAACUGCAGGACAUCCCCACCACCCGAGUCCAGCACUGGUGGAGGUGCGCCGAUGAGAACAUGGACGGAACCAUCAGCUUUGAGGAGUUUAUCAGGUUCCACCGGAGAUUCUUCGGCGCCACGCGGUCCAAGGCGAACCCGCUUGACGGCUUCUACCGCAGCGGCGGGCUGACCGGCCGCCUCAGGUGACGUCGAGUACCGCCUCUUCGACACCUCCAACGACAGCCACGAUGAAAUUCGUCGCAUGCGACCUUCUCCUGUCAUUUGUCUUUGCGAGUAUCCAGGUGCCUGCGGCAAGUUGUGUGACCGUGCUUGCGCAGCUAUCUGUGUGGCGACGCUUCGAGCGACAUCCGCCCAGAUCAACAUCCCGUGUUGACACGUAUGCUUACUCAGCUGUAAUUUGGCCUUGCUUGGCGGCCCCACAGAGGGAUUACGCUGUUUACGGAAUUUAACUUUGCACGUGAGUUUCUAUGCUCUCGUGCAAGCAUGUUGCACUGUAUAAGGGUACUGCCUGGCAGUGCGCUACAUCAUGUCUGCAAUUGUCUGUAACAGUAACCAGCCGCUCCCGCCAGUUUCUGCCAAAUUAUGGUGGCAGCACAGAGGAGAUGUAUGUUAUAUUCCCCGCCACUGAGGGAAUGCAGCUGACUUGCCGCUUCCGUUCUGGAGCGAGUUUCACUGUCCACUGAGCUGAAUACUCCUUCCAAACGUACAUGGGGCACCUCUCUGUCAACCCCCGUCCACCCUGACAUGUAGGGCUUGCACCACUGCGCAUUUUGUAGGACUGAGCCUUUGCACAAUUCGAUGAAAUCGCGUUGUGAUGUCUAUACCGUUUGGGCAUUAUGGUGUUCGUGCUUGCUCGAGGCUUACAACCUUCAGGCUGGGAUCCGACCACACUCUUGUAAAAAAAACAGCUGUUGCGGUACACUUCUGUCUGUGUUGUUGAAAAA